GUUUUUUCGCAACUAAACUAAUUCUCCCUUUAAAACUUCUUUAUCAAACAACAACUUGCUGACCAUGCCUUCUUCAUCUGCUUACGUGACUACUGGAUUUGUCGACUCGGAUGAAAUCACCGAGUUGCCAGCACAACAAAUGUUGGCCAGUAUGUCAAAUCGUCCGGCUUUGGCUGCGCUUAAUGGAUUGAUUUCUUCGUUUCCAGUUGCCAAAAUCUUCACUUCAAACUCUGUGCCAAUCAUGGUUUACAGACAACAGAAACAAGAUAAUUAAAAAGUUUAUAUUUAGC
Molecule: messenger RNA, 290 nt
Organism: Hyphopichia burtonii NRRL Y-1933
Lineage: Eukaryota; Fungi; Ascomycota; Pichiomycetes; Serinales; Debaryomycetaceae
Exons: 1
Coding region: 65-274 (69 amino acids)
Source: RefSeq, a predicted model, not a curated record